Messenger RNA from Plectropomus leopardus (leopard coralgrouper), 607 nucleotides. The record is from RefSeq and is a predicted model, not a curated record. Lineage: Eukaryota; Metazoa; Chordata; Actinopteri; Perciformes; Serranidae.
GAAAGUCUGAGCCCAUGUCUCACCUGUCUGUUUCACCUGUUUGUCUCACCUGUCUGUCUCACCUGUGUCAGGUGUCAGUGAUGCUGCAGCUUCCCCUGGUGGUGACCGCUCAGGUGGACCUGGUCCUGCUGCUGGUGUCCCUACUGUCCUUCUGGACCAGACUGAGCCGCCUCAGCUACCCCAAUGCCGUGGUGUUCGAUGAGGUGUAUUACGGUCAGUUCGUGUCUCUCUAUGUGAAGAGAGUUUUUUUCAUCGAUGACAGUGGGCCGCCACUUGGUCACAUGAUCCUCGCCCUUGGAGCAUACCUGGGAGGAUUUGAUGGAAACUUUGUGUGGAACAGGAUCGGAGCAGAGUAUCCCAACAGUGUGAGUGUGUGGAGUCUGCGGUUGCUGCCCGCUCUGUGCGGAGCGCUCUGUGUUCCUCUGGUUUACCUGCUGACUCUGGAGCUGAAGUUCUCUCACCUGUCGGCUCUGGGAGCGUCUCUGCUGCUGCUGCUCGAGAACUCUCUGAUCGUCCAAUCACGCUUCAUGUUACUGGAGUCUGUCCUAAUCUUCUUCGUGUUGUUGGCCUUCUUCUCCUACCUGAGGUUCCACAACGCUCCCAACAG